AUGACCUACAGGGACAAUGCAGGUACUGUUUGCAGCCUGAAGAUUGUGACCCUCCUGGUGGCCCUAAGUCCAAAACUCCUAUUCGUGGGAGCCGAAGUGCAGCUUCAAGACAAUGGGUAUGAUGGAUUACUCGUUGCAAUCAAUCCUCAGGUAUCUGAAGAUCACAACCUCAUCCCAAACAUUAAGGAAAUGAUAACUGAAGCUUCUUUUUACCUAUUCAAUGCUACAAAGAGAAGGGUGUUUUUCAGAAGUAUAAAGAUUUUAAUACCUGCCACAUGGAAAGCUAAUAAUUACAGCCAAGUAAAACAAGAAUCAUAUGAAAAGGCAAAUGUCUUAGUGACUGACUGGUAUGGGACACAUGGAGGUGAUCCGCAUACCCUACAAUACAGAGGGUGUGGAAAAGAGGGAAAAUACAUUUAUUUCUCACCUGACUUUCUACUAAAUGAUGACUUAACUGCUGGCUAUGGAUCACGAGGCAGAGUGUUUGUCCAUGAAUGGGCCCAUCUCCGCUGGGGUGUGUUUGAUGAAUAUAACAAUGAGAAACCUUUCUACAUCAAUGGGCAAAAUCAAAUUAAAGUAACAAGGUGUUCAUCUGACAUCACAGGCAUGUUUGUGUGUGAAAAAGGCCCCUGCCCCCAAGAAAACUGUAUUAUUAGUAAGCUUUUCCAAGAAGGAUGCAUGUUUAUAUACAAUAGAACUCAAAAUGCAAUGGCAUCAAUAAUGUUCAUGCAAAGUUUAUCCUCUCUCACCUUUCCUUUUACCAUCAGUUGCUUGAGCAAGAAGAGUAUGUCUGGCAUGACAGAGCCUUUAUUUUCUGAUAGGCCUUGUUCUUUUCCCAGGUGGUUGAAUCGAGAAGCUCCAAACCUGCAGAACCAAAUGUGCAGCCUCAGAAGUACGUGGGAUGUAAUCUCAGACUCCACUGACUUUAAUCGCAGCUUUCCCAUGAACGGGACUGAGCUUCCGCCUCCCCCCAUGUUCUCCCUUGUGCAGGCUGGGGAUAAAGUGGUCUGUUUAGUGCUGGAUGUGUCUAGCAAGAUGGCAGAGGCUGACAGACUCCUUCGACUGCAACAAGCAGCAGAAUUCUACUUGAUGCAGGUUGUUGAAAUUCAUACCUUUGUGGGCAUUGUCAGUUUCAACAGCAAAGGAGAGAUCAGAGCCCCGCUGCACCGGAUUAACAAUGACGAUGACCGCAAGCUGCUGGUUUCAUAUCUGCCUGCCACUGUGUCAGCUGAAGCAGAAACCAGCUUCUGCUCAGGGCUUAAAAGGGGAUUUGAGGUGGCUGAGAAACUGAAUGGGAAAGCCGAUGGCUCUGUGAUGAUAUUAGCGACCGGUGGAAAGGAUGAGCAUAUCAGCAAUUGCUUACUCACUGUGCUCAGCAGUGGUUCAACCAUUCACACCAUUGCCCUGGGCUCAUCUGUGGAUGAAAACCUGGAGGAAUUAUCACGUCUCACAGGAGGUUUAAAGUUCUUUGUUCCAGAUAAAUCAAACUCCAACAGUAUGAUUGAUGCUUUUGGUAGAAUCUCUUCUGGAAAUGGAGAUAUUUUGCAACAAUGUUUUCAGCUUGAAAGUGUGGGUGAGAAUGUCGAACCUCACCAGCACCUGGAAAAUGCCGUGACUGUGGACAACGGUGUGGGCAGUGACACUACCUUUCUGGUCACAUGGCAGACCAGGGGUCCCCCUGAGAUUGUGCUGUUUGAUCCCAAUGGAAGAAAAUACCACACACAUAACUUCAUCAUCAAUGAAGCCUUGAGGACUGCUCGCCUCUGCAUUCCAGGAACUGCUAAGCCUGGGCUCUGGACUUAUACACUGAACAAUACCCACCAUUCUCUUCAAGUCUUGAAAGUGACAGUGACCUCUCGUGCCUCCUGCCCAGCCCAGCCUCCUGCUACUAUGGAGGCCUUUGUAGAAACAGACAGCACGUCUUUUCCCCAUCCCAUGAUGGUUUAUGCAAAUGUGAGAAAGGGGCUUUAUCCCAUUCUCAACGCUACAGUAACUGCUACUGUUGAGCCAGAGGAUGAAGAUCCUGUUACGCUGAAACUUUUUGAUGAUGGAGCAGGUGCUGAUGCUAUAAAAAAUGAUGGAAUUUACUCGAGGUAUUUUUUCUCCUUUGCUGUAAAUGGUAGAUAUAGCUUGAAAGUACAUGUCAAUCACUCUCCCAGCGUAAGCGCCCUGGGCCACUCUAUUCCAGGGAGUCAUGCUAUGUACAUACCAGGUUAUAUAGCAAAUGGUAACAUCCAGAUGAAUGCCCCAAGAAGAUCCAUGGGCAGGAGUGAGGAGCUGCGAAAGUGGGGCUUUAGCCGAAUAAGCUCAGGGGGCUCCUUUUCCGUGCUGGGAGUUCCAGCUGGCCCCCAUCCCGAUGUGUUUCCGCCAUGCAAAAUCAUUGACCUGGAGGCUGUAGCAGUAGAAGAGGAGGUGACUUUAUCUUGGACGGCACCCGGAGAAGACUUUGAUCAUGGCCAGGCCAACAGCUAUGAAAUAAGAAUGAGUAAAACUCUACAGAAUAUUCAAGAUGAUUUUAACAAUGCCAUUUUAGUGAAUACAUCAAAGCUAAGUCCUCAACAAGCUGGCACCAAGGAGAUAUUUACAUUUUUACCUAAGCUUUUCAUAAAUGAACCUGAACAUCCACUUGAUGGAGAGACACAAGGAAGCCACAGAGUUUAUGUGGCAAUACGAACCACAGAUAAGAAUUCCUUGGAAUCUGCAGUAUCUAACAUUGCCCAGGUGUCACUUCCCCACAGUUCUGCUCCAGUACUUGCCAGAGAUCGUCUUAUCUUGAAAGGAACUUUAACGGCAAUGGUUUUCAUAGGAAUCAUUUGUGUCACUAUAGUUGUAACACGCUGUAUUUUAAAUAAGAAGAAAAAAGCAGAUAGAAAUGAGAAUGGAGCAAAAUUACUAUGAACAAAUGCAGAGGUCCUUCCUUCUUAGA
Molecule: messenger RNA, 2926 nt
Organism: Phyllostomus hastatus (greater spear-nosed bat)
Lineage: Eukaryota; Metazoa; Chordata; Mammalia; Chiroptera; Phyllostomidae
Gene: CLCA2
Product: chloride channel accessory 2
Molecular function (GO): intracellularly calcium-gated chloride channel activity
Source: RefSeq, a predicted model, not a curated record